Molecule: messenger RNA, 13365 nt
Organism: Zootoca vivipara (common lizard)
Lineage: Eukaryota; Metazoa; Chordata; Lepidosauria; Squamata; Lacertidae
Gene: HOXD4
Product: homeobox D4
Biological process (GO): embryonic skeletal system morphogenesis; positive regulation of transcription by RNA polymerase II; anterior/posterior pattern specification
Cellular component (GO): nucleus; nucleoplasm
Molecular function (GO): DNA-binding transcription factor activity, RNA polymerase II-specific; RNA polymerase II cis-regulatory region sequence-specific DNA binding
Source: RefSeq, a predicted model, not a curated record
CUCACAAGUAAGUCUCUUCUUGCGCUCCAUAUGUGACCGAGUCCCUCUCUCCAGUGACCGUGUGUCUGAGUGUUCUCUGGAACUGUAUAUGAAUGAAAAGAUCCGAUCCAGGGAAGCCCGGAAGUAUUAUAGGAAUAGCAUUUCCUUCGGAUUUGCUCCAAGUUUUAAGAGGGCUGUCAGUAAAUCGCACGUCGACAGUUUUAAUUUUAAUUUUGUAAAAGAAACCAACCUCGGUUUAAGCCGGUACCUCCUUCAUUAAGUGAUUAAUUUGCAGAGAUUUCAAGGGGCACUGCGUUCUGGCUGUUAUUUUAGAAGGAGAGUGAAGGGAGGAACGGAAAGAAAGAUAAGAUGAUAUACAUCGAUGGAAUGAUUGCUCCCUGUUUUAAGCUGGUCUGGGGGUCUAUACAGCCCUUCUCAGGGAUAGCGCAAGCAAAAGUGAAGGGGAUGUUUUGCAAAAUACCUCAACCUUGGUUCUUUCUCUUUGAAAACAUUGUUUAAAUAGUCUCCCCCCUCCACGUGGUUGAUGAUGUAGAAUUUAUUUGUUACAAUAAGAGAAUAAAGACACAGACAGAAAAAGGGAGAUCUGUUUAAGUAAACUGUAAAAUAGAUGUACUAUAAUAAUGAUGAUAUUCACAAGUUCAUGUUGGGAAAAUGGUAUGGAUUUUAAGCAAGCGGGUUACUGACUAAAUGCUGGCCAGGGCGCUUCAGGGAUUCAUUACGCUGGUAAGCUUUAUGACACUUUGGGAUUAGCCUAGUUGGAGGAAGAAUAUAUCUUUAUCAGAUAAAACAUUUUAUGAAAACAUAGUUGAAACUAGUAGUAAGGAUGAUCGUAUACAAUUACAUGAUAACCCUGACUGAAAUAUUUAAUUUCGCUGGCUUUUAUUACAAAAAGAAUUUAACAAAAGAGGCAAAUCAACAAUGGGGUGGUGGUGAGUGUGUUGAUUUGCCACCUUUAUAUGCAAUGCCUGCCUGUGUCCUUAACAUUCUCCUAUCUAAAUAGAGAUGCAAUGCAUGUAUUGCUCCCCCUCCCCCCGGAACUAUGAUUAGUAUCAUCUAUACAUGGAAAAACAACAAUACGAAAUGGUUUUGUUUAUUUUCUUUCUCCUCUUUCCCCCCACUGCAACAGGUUCGGGACAAUGGAAGGGCUUCUACAAGAGUAGUAUGAAUUCCUCGGGAGCGAGUCAGAGGGAUCAGAACGCUACAGUGACGCUGCCUUUGUUACCCACCCUCUGUACACGAAAGCAAAAUGUUAUUACGUUGUCUAUAUAUACCCUGUAGAACCGAAUUUGUGUGGUGUUUACAUAGUCACAGAUUCGAUUCUAGGGGAAUAUAUGGUCGAUGCAAAAACUUCACCUUUCUGCAAAUGGUUAUAAGUUAUAAACAUAGAAGAUGCUCAAAGACAAAUGCAUGUUGGAUGCUAUUGCCUCACUCUGGUAUACUAGGACAUUAAAAAAAUAGUUCUAUAUUUGUUGCUUUAAAAAAAAUUACGGUUAUUUAUAUCUCACCAAAAUCCUGUUCGUAUUAACAUAAUUAGUUUGCAAAGAAUUUGUGAAAAUGCUAAUUGGCCAGUUAAUAUGUGCUUGCAGAUAAUAACAAAGGGUGGCUAAAGUAACUUUGAUAAUACCGAUUUCUGUGUUCGUUCCCAUGCCCCAAUUUUCUCCAGAUUUUUAUGUUAACGUUGGACGCCAAUAGAAACAGUCGCCUCGUUUUCUUGUACUCUGAAAAAAGGCUAUGGACAAUUUGAAUAUUGGAAUUAUCUUAUUAAAGUUUUUUUUUUUAAAAAAGCAGCCAUUUUUUUAAAAAGCCAUUUUUUAAAAAAUCUUUUUUUAGGUUGAACUUUAGAGAUCUCAGGCUAGUUUGUUAUCUGUAUGGAGUUUACAAAAAAACAGAUUGUUUCGACACUUGCAAUGUAAAUUCGAAGCUAGUUACUUAUUGCCUAAUUUUGUUCUGUCCAGCUAGAUGCUGGUAACUUUUGGUUGACCCCUGCCAAACAAAGGCAGAGGGGAUCCAUUAUACAUCAUAUUGCCCUCUUCUUUGAUGUCUUCUUCUGAUUUUCCUUUCCUUUCCCUGGUUUUCGGCGCUUCCUUCGCUCCCCUUGCCUAAAUUUAACUCUUUGGCUCUUGAUUGCUUGAAAUGUAACCAACUAAUGUUUUCAUAUGAUCCCCGAAAUUGUAAACUAAAGGGCAUCAAAGGUUAAGAAAGUCAGAUGAGACAAAAGGCUUUGAUUUACCUGGGGGAGGGGGGGGAAGAGGGCAGAUGGGGUUGGGGCGUGGGUGUCAGGGAAACGGCCAUCUAUUGAUGAAUCGUGUUUUAUGGCAUUCAUAUCUCCUUUUGGAGGGAGGGGGGGGGGAAACCACGCGAAUCAUCAGACAGCAUGUGGGUCCACUUGAUUACCCGUAUAUUAUUUAGUGAAAUUUGUGGGAAUUAUGAGGUGCACACACAAAUCCGGUGAUAAACCUCUCUGCCUCCCGAUUGGCUGAGAAGGUCACAUGGGCGCCUAACUUUAUUCAGUUGACAGCAAGUAGGAGGGCUCUCUGGAAGGAGAAAAAAAGACAACACGAGAAAAAUUAGUAUUUUCUACCUUCCGAAAUUAAUGGCCAUGAGUUCGUAUAUGGUGAACUCUAAGUAUGUGGACCCCAAAUUCCCCCCUUGCGAGGAAUAUCUGCAGAACAGCUACCUUGCUGAGCAAAGCUCAGACUAUUACGGUGCCUCGCAAGGCUCUGACUUCCAGCACCAGGGAAUCUAUCCACGGUCAAACUACAGCGAGCAGCCCUACGGUUGUAGCAAUGCCCAGGGCUCGGCAGUGCAGCCGCGGGGUCACGGGCAGGAGCAAUCCGGCCCAGCGAGCCACUUCCCCGGGCAGGCUGAGCACUGUCCCCCGCCUCCAAUGCCCGCCACGAGGACCUGCAACCAGCAGCCCAGCCUCAAAAGCCCCAACGGGUCAUCGCCACCAACAGCAGCGGGAGCAAUGAAGCAGCCAGCGGUGGUUUAUCCUUGGAUGAAGAAAGUCCACGUUAACUCAGUGAAUCCUAAUUACACCGGAGGAGAACCGAAGCGCUCCAGGACAGCCUACACGAGGCAGCAAGUCCUGGAACUGGAGAAGGAAUUCCACUUCAACCGGUACCUGACUCGGCGCCGGCGGAUCGAAAUUGCCCACACGUUGUGUCUCUCCGAACGCCAGAUCAAGAUCUGGUUCCAGAACAGGAGGAUGAAGUGGAAAAAAGACCACAAACUGCCCAACACCAAGGGCCGGUCCUCUAGCGCUUCCUCGGCCCCCAGCCAACACUCACAGACUGUCUCCAAGGAGCAUCAGACUGACUUGACAACUUUGUAGGGAACUUGGAAGAUGGUCCGUUUCAGACCCGGUUGAUUCGGAACUGAACUGUCCAGGAUACACAAACAAACAAACAAAUAUACGAACAAGCACCCAAACAAACGCACAUGCCGGCUAAGCAGAAACCUGCAAGUAGCAGCCAACAACUCCAAAAUUGUCCUCAUCCUGCUUUAAGGUACUGAAGACAAACCCAACGAUAUUAUGGACUUCGCAGGAAUAAUGCAAAACAGCACAACCAUUCACACUCAAACAAACUCUGCAUCCAGGUGGUGAGAAAGUGAUAAUUAUAAAUAGAUAUAUAUAUAUAUAUACAGAAAGAGAGAGAAAGAUAGAUAAAAAUAUUUUUAAAAUAAAACUCCUCUGCCGACACACAGCUAUUGCACCAUUACAAACGAACCGUAUUUCGUCUGGGAUCUCCAAGGAGAGAGGUUUUUUUGGGUGGUGGUGGAAUUGAUUCUCUUAAUUUCGUUAUUUCUUCCUUCCCACCCCCCAAUGCCAUUCCGGGUUGUGCAUUUGGGUAAAUCCUAAACUGAAGCCUCUGAAAACCUGUGAACUCUUCCCCUCCUCCCCGCUCAUCUUCGCUGAGUUACCAUUAAUUUUUUGUUUGUUUGUUUCUUAAGGGGAGGGGGAAGCGUUUCCAUUCUUCUAACUUUUCAGAAAUAUUUAAUACAAAUAUGAUGUGAAACGGGUUAUUUUAUUGUUAUUUUUUGUACUGUAUUAGCGUAUUUAUUUAUUUCUUGUUUAGGAAAAAGUAAAAGUUAGAGAGACAAACCAAAAAGAGAAAGAGAGAGAGAGAACGCAAGCCUGUACUUUCCCCGCCUUUCAAUGUUAUCCAGUGUUUUUUAUCUCCCAUAAAAAUAGAGAUCUUUCUCUCCCCCACCCCACUCCCUGGCCCCGUUGUUGUUGUUUUUAAAAAUUCUUCUGUAUAUAGGCAAAUGUUUUAUAGCUUUUAGAGACGAGGAGCAAAGCAUUAUUAUCGUUUUUAAAUGAAAUGGAUUAAAAACGUUUCCUUUUGUUCACGCGUUAUACUUUGAGCCAAGGCGGGGUUGGAGGGAGGGGGGUUGUGUGGGAGGAGGGACAGGGCAAAUUAUACACAAAAGGAAAGCAAAAAGGGGGAAAAUGAAGUGAAUAUUCCAAGGGAUUUGUGAUAUGGGGGGAAAACAAAGAAACUAGGUGGCAUGGUGCUUACUAUUACUAUAAUGUUUUGAAUUAAACCAUCGUGUUGGUUUUUCAAAGCAAAAUAGACAAAACAAAAGCACAGGAAUGAACUGCAUGUUUCGGAUGGAAAUGCUUGUGUUUCUUUUUUACUCACACCCAAAUGGGAAAUAUUGGAUCUGUUUUAAUAUAAUUUCAGAGGAAGCGGGUAGGCUUAUUGAGGGAAGAAUAUGCUUUAAUAUCAUACUUCGGCAUGCAUCCAUGCCUUUUAUACUAUUGCGUAGAUCAACCCAGAUUUGGCUGAAAGUAUCUGAACCAAUGCAAACCUUACAUAAACGAUGCUAAAACCGCCGUCCCUUCCAAUUACAACUUUGGAUAGGAACGAAGUAAAUAUAACACGCCCCCCCCCAAUCAGUAGUCUAAGUUUCGGACAAUUGGGAAAAGAAGAAAGGUAGAUGAGCUUGUUUGUUAAGCUCGCAUCCCUCUUAAAUGAGCAGCCAUUGCCCAGGCAUGUUGAUUUCAACGGGAAUUCUAUCACAACCCUAGACCUGCCCCGCAGAAUUCAAUAAGACUGACUCUCAGGUAAGGGUGCAUAGGAUCGCCAACCCUCUCAGCGUACCGAGUGUUGCAAGAGAAUUCUGAAUUCUAAGAACUGACAUUUCUGUGUUCUAGAAUGGGAUCUUAGCGUGGUCUGUAUUGUUUUCUCCAUGCCAAAUAGCCACAUUGGAUUCACCUUAUAAUCGCGUAGCCCCAGUUCAGAAGGCUUUCCUUGAUUAGAAAAAGAGAUGGGAGGGGAGAGGAGAAGAGAGAUGGAUGUGUCUAAAUAAUAGGACGAGGGGCACAUAUUUAAUGUAGUGGAUCAUGGAAGUCACCGCAGUUUGGCAGUUUCUUUUGUGCUUUCUUUCCACCAAAGUAAGCAAGCAGGCCUAUUUGGAAGACAGUCCUUAGACGAUCAGUAGGGCUUACUUUGGGGCAUUUAGGAUCGGGGUCUUAGAAGGUUGUGUUCUUUUGUGUUGGGUCCUGGAGCCCCUUCUUUGUUCUCUCUCUCUCUCCUCUCUCUUUUUAGUUGAGUCUACUUCUCAGACUCUUACGGGGGCUCCCCUUGAAUAUCUGCCCGUCCGUGAUAUUAAAGAUGGAUAUUCCUGCAUUCACCGCGCGUCAUUGUCUAUGACAAAAAGCGCCCAGUUCAUACAUAGUGGAGACUUCUUCUUUUCUGACGCCUUCACGUUGAGAGGCUGAAAAGAUAUUUUACUGAAGUUCGGGCUAAAUUGUAGAAACAGGUUCAUCCAGAGGACACGUUUCCCCCCCCCCCCUUCGAUUCGCCGUAUUUCAGCCGGGAGGAAUGACCUCUGAACCCUUAACCUCUUGGACCUGGAGUUCCCCUUCCUUUUCUGCUGGCACCGAAAAAAGUACCAAGAGAAAAACAGGGCUUGUUGUCAAGACCUGGCCUCGAAUUUGGAGAUCUAAACCCUAAAAUCAUUUUUAUUUUUUAAAGGGGGGGAGCAUCAUCCUUAAUCCUGGAUUUUCACUGUGCUCAGAUUUCAUCGAGUCCCUUUCGAAAUCCUCCUCUCUACAGAAGCUCUAGGUUAGAUUGAUUUAAGAACAGGGAAACCAACCAUUGUUUACAUAUGGCCUGUGUUGAGUCGUUUUGUCCCAUGGAAGCGUGUUGUUUGGGAAAGAGAAGUCCACAACCCUAGCUUCCUUACAGUCUAGAGCCCAAGGCAAGCCCGCCUGAGCUUCGCUGGGCUUAGGAAACGUCUGAUCCCAGGGCACGUUGAUUCGGAAGUAAGUCCUGCGUUCAGUGGGGUAUUCUCUAGUAACCGCGCAGAGUAAUAUCCUAGAAAAGUAAGUAAGGUUGUUGUUGGUGGGGAUAUUCUGGGAAAGGGGAGUGAAGGAGAAAAUGGAUUUCCUUUGUGUGUCUACUACGCGUCUCUCCAUCCUGAACACGUUUCACUGGGAAGUUCUGGUCCAUCGACUUUAUUGGCCUGGUCUUUUUCCUUAAACGUGCUCGGGAUUGCGUUCGCGAAUCCUUUGUAUAUUUACUCAGAAGUAGGUGCCACUGGUUUCAGUGGGGCUCAAUCUAUGGCAAAUAUGGUCACGCUGCCGCUCAAGGUUGGUUUAGGAAAAGGGACAAGGCAGCAAUGCUCCACUGCUUGCAAGGAAACAAUCCCUAUUAAACCCAGUGGAACUUGCUUCCGAGUAAACAAGUUUCCAGUGGGGCUGUCAGUAGGACAAAUUUGGCUUCACAAUGUAGCUCAUCCAUCCCCAACCCAAAUGACGUGAACUGAAGAACGUGUGAAGAAGAAAGGGUUGGGGGCAGAACUCGGCCAAAGUCCUUUUGUAAUGUAAAUGUCCUCUGGACAAAUGUUUGGGUCAAACUCUUAAAGUUGUGUUAGGGAAAAAAAAUCCCCUUUGAGCUCUUUCUUCUUCUUCUUGAAGUCUUAAAUCUUGGUCGCAGUGAUGUUGGUGCACUCUUGAAAAAGAAUGAUGGAAGUGGGAGAGCAUCAAAGGGUUUCUGCUUGAUGUAAACAUUUGGCCAAAAAUGAUUUUAAAAGAAAACUACGCACACAACCUCACCAUCCCAUUCAUUUCCUACAAACUAUUCUCACUUUUCUGGGGGUGAGUGGAGUUGUUGAUGAAAGUAAUUAUAAUAAUGGUACUUGUUUUUAACUAUGCAGAGAUCGUCCUGCUACCACACUGAAGAUUGUAGGGGAAUCUUUUCUUUUCCCAUUAGAGACACAAAGUUGUAUAUUAUUACCAUGACCUCUGUGAUUAAACUGUGCUGUCUCUACGACAGUUGUGACCCUGAGAUGUUUUCUAGACUUUGCCAAUGUUUUUUUUGCUGCCUCUGAUUAAAGAACUAUUUAUACAUAUUGUUUUCCGUCUAAGUCCUUUCUAAGCAUACAUGUUUGACACGCACACAUGGAAAUAAGUACUGGUAUUCUAUUGUACCUCGAUCAAAAAAGCUUUGAAUCGAUAACGACCCAAGAGCAGGCGUGAUAUCUUCUAAUAUGCUCCCUUGACAUGUUUGCCAUCUCAUAGUAGAACUCCACAAACAGUAACUAAUGAAGUAUGCAGGAAGAACCUAUCUUAACCUAUUCUGUAUUGAGAUGUAGGUAUCGCUGAUUUCAAUAGGGCUUAUUUCCAAGUAAGGGUGCAAAGGCUUGCUGCCUUACAUUGGAAAUCCAAUGAUGUUUAUAUUAAACCCAUUGGGGUCCACAGGCUUACUUUCAAGUAAGUUUGCAUAGGACCUUUUAUAGUUUAGCCCAAGCAUAUUGACUCAGAAGUAAAUUUCACUAAUCCCAGCUGCAGUUGCUUCCAAAUAAUUUUAUUUAGGGACACAUCAGAUUUGGAAUGAAACCUCACUGUUUUCAAUGGAGAUUAUGGCUGAUUCAUUGUGGAUAGGGAAGGGGGCCAGGUGUUUCAAAAGCUGUGGCAACCACCAUUUACAUUUAAAUGUAUUUUUUAAAAAUAUUUCUAUCCCGCCUUUCAGCAAGACUCCCAGGAUGGUUUACAAAAAUAGGAGAAAGGAAGGGGGAAAAUAAAAAUAUAUAAUAGGUGACAGCCUGUUAAAAUAGGCUGUGACUUUGCUUCCUUUCACUCUCUUUUGCUAAGCCUUUAAUAUUAUCAGAUAUAUUUGACAGUAUCCUACUUAUUUCAGUGGGACUUACUUCCAUGUUUUCUCCCUGAUCCCAAAAAACUUGUAAUUAAUUCCUUAAGUGCAAAUGCAGCUUGGGUGGCCUUUCUCAGACAGCAGGCCCUCCUCCAAUCUCAUAACAAGCUGAUAGGAAUUUUGAAAGCAUUUUGUGUGUGUUUGUAUGCAAACUCUCCCAACUUAAAAACAGCAAUUUCCCUCCAGCUCAACAAAGCACCUAGGUGAGAUUCAUUAAGCUCUUUGGAUCUGGUCCAGUGGGUUGAAGGUUAGAGUGCCAAUUACUGCUAAACCCUUUUUGUCAAUUCUUAGGGCAUCAAGACUCAGUUUGAAAACCCAUACCCACUUACUCUACUUCUGAGUAUAGUGGGUGGGUGGGUGGCUAUAUUCUCGGUAUUGAUACACUGUAAGGAACACAAGUAGCCUGCAAGGGUAGGCUAAUAUCAUUAUCCCAUGUCACAGAUGGGAGCCUGAGGAUGAAAGGUGACAGCAUCCCUACGGCCUCCUGGUGAGCUCAUGGCUGAUACAAGAUUUGAAUACUAUGGUACAUUGCUCUACACACCACAUCUUAUAUUUGAUUGGCAAAAGAUGCAAACACACACACUCCCUCAGACCUAAAAAGGUUGCCUUCCCUGCUCUCAGGUGAAUUGCUUCCCAUAAAUGCAAUCCUAUACAUGUCUUUUUAGUGGUAAGUUCCACUGGGUUCAUUUGUAAUUUCUCCCAGGUAACUGGGUAGUGUAUGUGUUAUAAGUAAUGGAUUUUAAUAGGUGUUUUUUCCAGCUGAGAAUCCAAUGCCUGCUUACUUGGGAGGUAUGUUUAACUGAACACCACUGAACUCACUUGCUUGAGAGUAAACACACACAGAAUUUGGAUAUUAGAAUUCCAGCAAAAUUAACUAAUAAGUGGAAUUUAUUCUCCAGGGUGUUUUUUUUUAGGACUGCAGUUUUAGACAAGAAUCCACAAAACUGAGAUGUAACCUACAUGUCACUGAAAAGUAUGGCAGAACUUGGCUUUAAUGGUUUUAAUGGGGCCCUAGUCUCACUCACUCAGGUGAUGAAUGGGGUAGUUCAAGAAUUAAUGUGGCUUAAUAAUGUGCUGGCAACACAGGAGUCACAAUCAAAAAUGAAGACCUUCAACACAUUGAUAUCAAUUACCUUCUGUUGUACUUAAGAGCACAAGAACAGCUGCUCAGACCAAAGCCCUACCUAGUCCAGCAUCCUGUUCUCACAGUGACCAACCAGAGGCUUAUGGGAAGCCCACUGAUAGGACCUAGUAGCAUCAGCAUUCUCCCCACUUGAGUUUCCCAGCAACUACCGGUAGUAUUCAGAGGCAUACCUGCUCUGACACCAAUGAUAGUACAGUACAUAGCACAUAGCCAUCUUGAUUAGUAGCCCCUGAUAGCCUUAUCCUACAUUAUUGUUGCUGUGUUAACCUGAUACUGUAGAAGGUAAGGUCAAUUGGACCCACCGUACUUGUUUCUGUGUGAUAGGUGGUAUUACUAUAUAGCAGGGUUUCCCAAACAUGGGUCUCCAGCUGCUUUUGGACUACAUCAUCCCUAGCUAGUAGGACCAGUGGUCAGGGAUGAUGGGAAUUGUAGUCCAAAACAGCUGGAGACCCAAGUUUGGGAAAGCCUGCUGUAUAUUAAUCAGAAUCAUUCUGUGGAGGAAUAACCAUCCAAACUUGAAGUCCAGACUCUGCCAGAUAGAAACAUCCCCCCUUUUGUUCCUAUGAACCUAUUAUCUUAUAUUCCUUAGGAAUCAAUCUGUAGACGACCUGAGCAUUCAAAAAGUUACUGUAGACUUCUGUCAUGAAAGGCUCCUCCUUUCUUCCGACAUAAACACCCCUGACAGCAAUAAAGCAUUUAUCUGUCUAGGAGGUCGAUGGCGCUAUUUUUAUCAAAUAUAUUUUGAUUUGUUCCCCCCCCCCCCCGCUCCUCCGCCUUCUCCUCCCUUUUACACAUGUUGGCUUGUUUUCUCUUGGAAGAGCAGCCAAAGCUGGAAUUCAAAACCACAUCACCCAGCCUGGAAGAAUAAAAACAAGGAACCCCCAUCCAUGUAUUGGAGCGAAGUAUGAUUUUUCCCCCCUUUAGACAGGAGAGACUGAUGAGGGAUUGUUGUGUGUUUGUUUGUCAGUGCACCGCCACAGCCACGAGUGGUAAGAUUCAGGACACAAAUUUACGCUGAAGGCUUCUCAGCUGCCUUAUACUCCUCCGGUUGCCAUCAAUUCCAGUUUGUAUAUUGCCUCGUCGCUAGUCCUUAUGGUGCGGAAGCGGGGCUGGGCUGGGGGCGGGGGGGAAGGCAGGAUCCAGAACCAAAUCCUCUCUACAGUAUAGUAAACAGGGACUUCUCAAUGGAGCGCCUCAAGUAGCUUCCAUCGGCCAUGUUUGCCAAAGCUCCCCCCGCCCCCGGAUUUCUUAUAUUUUCUUUCGUGCGUGUGUAUGUCAGGAAGAUGGUGGUAGUGGAGGAGGAGGAGGAGAGGGUUAAAUCUAACCAUGUAGACCCAAAUCAUCUUUUGCUAGGGAAGAGUCACAGCAGACAGCCUCUCAAAGUGCAAGGAAGAUGAUAAGAAUAGAUUUUUCUCCAAGUCCUGACCACGUGAUGGGCGAAAUAAUUAAUUCAGCGCGUCCCUUAAGAAACACGGAGUCGUCAUUAAUCUGCCAAGCAAAGGACUCUAUCAGACUUGAAAACUGAAGAGAUCCCAAGAAUAUAAUAUACAAAGGGGCGCAGGCUCUUUCUAUGCACACCUAGCUCUUUGGCUACAGCCGAAGGGGGGGAAAUUACCAAUAAUAAAAGAAAGAAAGAAAGAAAGCGGAGCUUGGUAGGUACACAUUUUCUUUCUUUCCUUUUAUAUUUCGAAAUCCUUAAUGAACUUAGCUGUCAAAUGUUUGACAAAUAGGGGCCCUUCUCCUCCUGAUUUGCAACUCUGCCCUAGUCAGAAGCUGUACUAGGAAAACUGGGGGGGGGAAGACACCCCAAUGUUUACCCUUUAUUAUGAGAUAUUCUGGUACUGAAUAAGGAACGGAUCUUUCUGUGUCCCACAGCACAGGAGAGAGAGAGAGAGAGAGAGAGAGAGAGAGAGAGAGAGAGAGAGAGAGAGAGAGAGAGAGAGAGAGAGAGAGAGAGAGAGAGAGAGAGAGAGAGAGAGAGAGAGAGAAGGGAGGUCUGGCCAAAAGCUGCUUGUGUGGGGAAAUGGGUGAAGAUUUACUGGUUGUUUAUAUCUUACUGGGAACAAUGAUAGCUGUCAGGGCAUCUGCUGCCCCAUUCUUGAAUGGUGAGAAAAGGCCCUGAUCUUCUUUUCAAGCGAGGGUCGUAAAUUUUUUUCUUCUUUGCGUCAUAAUAGAAGGCUAUAAAACGGAGUUGAAAUUUUACCCAAGGCAGACUUUAACCAAGAGAUAAUGAAUUCUAAGGGCACUCCACCGCCGCCACCCUCCCGACCCAGCUAGGCUAUAUACUAUGGUGCCGUCACACAAAGACGUGGGUGAUUUCAGAUGUUCUGUUUGGCAAUAUAUUUGUGGGGAGGGAUGGCGUUCUGGAACCAUUGGGGGGGUGGGAUACCUGAAGGUGGGGACAGUCCCACUGGAGUCGGCAUUGAGUAUUUUGUAGAAGACACCCAGACAGUCUGGAUUUUGUUUUGUUUUGGGUGGCGGGGGAAAGACUCGCUUUAGCAAAUGGGAAUUUUGAACUGCAGUGAGUGUGCCUGUCUAUGCAUUUGUAUGUGUACGGUACACAUAGAUAGAACUAUACAGUACACGCAAAUACAUAGGCACACAUACAUAUAUGGGUGUGUAUAUCACAAAGCCAAGAGCUAUCUUCCUAAGCCUUUGGCUGUUUGGAAAGGCUUUGUUUUGUUUCUGGCAAGCGGUGUGGUCUUUCUUACGCGUUACUUGGAGAGCUUGUAUAAUAAUAAUAAUAAUAAUAAUAAUAAUAAUAAUAAUAAUAAUAAUUCAGAUUUUUUAUUACUUCCGCUGUGUGUCAGGACAAAGACAGAGUUUCCUGCGUUAUUAAUUAUACAUUCAAACAAUAACACAUUAAUUCAAUUAUUCAAAUAUGACAAAUGCUUUUGGUUUGGGAUAGUGACUUAAGAAUCAGAUUUGCUCUUUCCGAAUUCGUCCAGGCGCGCGCGCGCACGCACACACACACACACGAGCAAAGUUUAUAUAUAUCUUUCUGGUUUGUCCCAGAAAGAAUCUCAUACUACACAAGAGACAGAACAAGAGACACAGACAGAGAGGGAAAGAGGCAAAGAAACUCCGAACCUAAACGGAAAAGGCCCUUUAAUGAUAACGCUGAUUCCUGCGUAUCGCCCCGUAUAUUUUAUCAGUUUGACAAUUGCCGGGUUUAUUGUUAUAAAUCAUCGUAAGUAAUUCCUGGAAGGGUGCGAUGCUGAUCGCCUGCGUUUGUGUGUGUGUGAUGGAGGGGUGGUACGACGUGGAAGGGGGAGAAAGAGAAAGGAGGAGGCCUAGCAAGGACUGUAAAUCUUUCCAUUUUAUUGCUCUAUGAACAUAUGCUUGGACUGAAAAAGCCUUAGAUCCUUUACCGAGGCGCAUCUCGGCCAAACUGGGAGUCCCCCUCACCUCCCGCCCUCUCGGUGAGCUUCACACUUGGCUUGCAGCGUUUUCAGCCUUAAUUUCGUAGGGUUGUUGCCUGCUUGUUUGUUUUAGCCGCAUAAUUUAUAGGUGGCCCUUCUGGAAGGUGCGAUCUCCCCACCCCCCACCCCACCCCCGAAUAUAUUUAGAAGUUGCUUCUCCCGCUUCUUCUUCAGCAUCCUUAUUCCUUUUAUAUCUGCUUGAUUUUGUUAGUAUGUGUUUCUCAGGUUAAAUUAUUUUUGGAACCAGCUUUUAUUUCCGACGCCGACCUGUUUUACAGCUAGGCUAAGAGACAUCUGACAGGAAAGAGUAGAGCGCUCCCAAUUCAGCUCAUAUGCUUCGUUCCCAUUGGAACCAUCGGAGGCAAUGGGAUGCAAUCCUGAGUACCUGGGAUUUACCUGGAAUUAUGUCUCACGUUCAGGAGCUUACUCCCCUGUAAGCAUGCAUGUAGUCAGACUCCAUAAAUGCAAAAAACGCGGCUGGAUCCUGCGCCCGCAGGUUUUAAGUGACAGCAGAUUCUCGAGUAUGAGUUUAUGCCUGAGCUUUGAUAACAGGACUACAAUUUAUCUCCUCUUCCACCACCCACCCACCCCCACCCCGUGUGUGUGUGUGUGUGUGUGUGUGUGUGUGUGUGUGUUU